AUGGGACCUAAAAGAGUCGCAGAUAGCUCAUGGGAGCAACGAAAGGAGCUCAACAAAAGUGUGGCUCCCUUUUGGUGUAACGAACCACCCUGCAAUGGAGUUAAUGUUCCUGCGGAAUUGAUUUCGAUGCACGUUCAGCAAAUGCAUGAAAAUGUAUGUGAAGCUUGUGGAUUGAACCUGAUAAAUGAAUGGUCACUAGAAUUGCAUCUUUCGGAAUGCCAUGAUCCUUUUAGGCCGGCAAAAGGUGCCUUUAUGUGCUAUGAAAUGAACUGUGAUGAGCAUUUCGAGAACCAUCUUGAUAGGGUUCAACAUCUCAAAGACAAUCACAAUUACCCAGACGAUUACCCAUUCGAUUUUAUUUAUGAAGGCUAUACAGAUUAA
Lachancea mirantina is the source of this 381-nucleotide messenger RNA. NCBI's taxonomy places the organism in Eukaryota, Fungi, Ascomycota, Saccharomycetes, Saccharomycetales, Saccharomycetaceae. The record is from the annotation of a GenBank genome assembly.